ACGACAAGCCUACGUAAGGUAGUUGAAAUGAUUCGAAGCCGGAAGAAUACGUAAACGGGAUCCAUCUUUCGUACAUGGGAAAUCAAGACACGAAACGGUAUAGGAUACAUUCGACGCCUUUUUUUGCAACUGCCGAGAACCAUUGGAUUGUGUGACAUAUAUCAAGAUGAAAAAGAAACACAAGAAAGAUAAAAAGGCGAAAAAGGAAAAGAAGGACAAAAAGAACAAAGAAAAUGGAUAUUCGAAAGACGAUUUGUAUCUCUUUGAACUUAACGAUGUUCACAGUGCUAGUACUCCAAAUAUUAAGAAUCUACCGGAGGAGAUUGUUCCACUAAGGCCAGCCCAGCGCUCAAAAAGUCUCGAUGAGCUCAGGGAAGAGGCACAAGAAGUAACAGACAUUAUGAUGGACAAUGUCGUUAAAAUUAGAGACAGGGAAGGCAAACUCGACGAUCUCUGUGAAAAGGCGGAGAGCCUGAACGCCUCGACUGAGAUGUUCCAGAGGACCUCUGUGCUAAUACGAAGAAAACAAUGGUGGAGAAAUAAGAAAAUGACUGUUUUGCUAAUUGUUGUAGGUGCUUGUUUCCUAGUUCUUUUAACUGUAGUCAUAACACUUAGUGCCUCAGGCAGUAUUUAGCCUUAUCCGUCAUGCUACAUCACACAUUAACAUUUCCAUAUUGUUUGUUACCUAUAAAAGAUGUCAAAAUAAAAACAGAUUAUUUAGACAUUUAUUGUACAAAAACUCAAUGCUUUUCCUGUAUUGAUCACGGCAGACAUUUCUUAUACGAUUUGGCCCCAGUAGCAAUAAGAAUGAAAUCCCUUCAGUUUAAGGGCGUUUAUGAUACCGGGCCAGAAGAUUUACGUUAUGAAGAGUAGUAUGAUACCCUCUGUACCCGGUGACGUCAUAGUGAUAGUAUUGACCUUCUAGGGUCAUUUUUACUCAGUGUUGAUUUAUUCGUUACAAUGUGUUCAUCGAUUGUUACGAUUCACUCAAAGCUGGUUCAGUUAUUAUGUAAGUUAACAUUUGUACAAUAGUAUGUAAAUGUUGUUUUUAUAUAUGAUUACUGUCUUUUCAGACGAGCAACAACUUCAUUGUGUCAUUUGACACUUUAAGGCUUGCUGAACAUUAUAUGAUGUAUUGAGUGGCUGUGAAGAUAUUUUAUUAUUUUUUUGUCGAGAAUACAGCCUCUAAGUGUUGAUUAUUCAUUAAUAAUCCAAAUUAAUGAGGAACAAAAAAAGAUUUGAUUAUUUUUUUUAAAGAUAAUUGGAUCACUAGUUUAGUUUGGUCCAAAUACAAUAUGAUGGUGUGUCUUGGUGUAACAUUUGAAUGUAGUUAAAACUUAAUGUUUAGCUGUUUGCCAUUUCAAAUUUAGUGAACAAGUGAAUGUUUAUGGUACAAUUCAUGAUUUAACACGUUUAAAGAACCAAAAACCAAGCAAACUUAAUUUGUUAUCUUAAUAUUUUUGUUCUUUGCUAUAAAAGACACAUUUUUCUUUAACUAUUGAUGCUAAAUGACUCAUUAAAAGUUCCAACCUGAGAAACUAUAGUACUCAAUGGGUUUUAUUUUUUUAAAUAUUUAACGUGAUAGUUAGAUUCCAUGUGAUAUGAAAAAUCAAGUAUAGCAAUGAACUAAGCAUGCUUUAAUGGGUAUCAAUAUGUAACGGACCACGCUACAUGUACGUGUAAUUGUGUCACAAACUUUUUUUUAAUAAUUAUUUAUCUUUUUAAACUUUUAAACCUUUGUAUAAUAUACACAAAAGCAGCAUAUGUUGCCAUUGUAAAUAUGAAAUAAAAAAUGACAUUUUAUAAACUAUAUAAAUCGGUUGGUUAUGUUCUAUAAUGGAAUGAUUAGCUGUCAUAAAAGAAAGAAACAUUUCCAUCGGAGAACUAACUGUGUAGACAGCGAUUCGACACGCCUUUCAUGCAGUCAAAUAUUUGUGGUAAGCGUAGGAUGGGUUACAUAACCUCUAUUAAUUUCUUUCGCUAACAUGAUAUCACGUGGUUGUCUGGUAUGAUUAUUCUCAGGCAAUACCAUUUUAUUUGCUUGUUUCAUGAUAGACAUCUCCAAUUUUGCCUGACAUCGAGUACAGACACCGACACAUACUUUGAACUUAGGGGGUGUCUCGAAAUGUUAAUUAAACAAAAUCUUACGUUAUAAACAGGUUUUGAUGUCGCAAACAUGAUGUAUAUGCACAUGUGUGAUAGCAGUGUUUUUGCAAUGUACCUUAAUCCAUAUAUGUAGUGCAUACGUGGGUGAAUGUGUACAUUUCUAAUAAACAUACAUGCGAAACCGAA
Molecule: messenger RNA, 2292 nt
Organism: Pecten maximus
Lineage: Eukaryota; Metazoa; Mollusca; Bivalvia; Pectinida; Pectinidae
Product: vesicle-associated membrane protein 3-like
Exons: 3
Coding region: 167-634 (155 amino acids)
Biological process (GO): vesicle-mediated transport; vesicle fusion
Cellular component (GO): plasma membrane; SNARE complex
Molecular function (GO): SNAP receptor activity; syntaxin binding
Source: RefSeq, a predicted model, not a curated record